AUGUCGCGAAGGUACGACUCCCGGACCACGACCUUCUCGCCCGAGGGGCGCCUCUUCCAGGUCGAGUAUGCCAUGGAGGCCAUCUCGCACGCCGGCACCGUCGUCGGUAUCCUGGCCAAGGACGGCAUCGUGCUGGCGGCCGAGAAGAAGGUGACUUCGAAGCUGCUCGAGCAGGACCAGUCGUCGGAGAAGAUCUUCCACGUCUCGGACAAUGUCAUGGCCGGCGUGGCGGGCAUCACGGCCGAUGCCAACUCGCUCGUCAACUACGCGCGCAACGCCGCGCAGCGCUACCUCGGCACCUACGACGACGACAUCCCCGUCGAGCAGCUCGCCCAGCGGCUGUGCGACCUCAAGCAGGGCUACACCCAGUACGGCGGCCUGCGUCCCUUUGGCGUGUCCAUCCUCUACGCCGGCUACGACGACCACCACCACUUCCAGCUCUACCACUCUGACCCCUCGGGCAACUACUCGGGAUGGAAGGCCACGUGCAUCGGCAGCAACAACGGCACCGCCACCAGCCUCCUCAAGCAGGACUACAAGGACGAGAUCGGCAUCCAGGAGGCCAUGGGCCUGGCGGUCAAGGUGCUCAGCAAGACGAUGGACUCGACCUCGCUCGAUAGCGAGAAGCUCGAGUUUGCGACAUUGAGCCUCAACCCCAAGACUGGCAAGCCGCUGACGAGCAUCUUUAAGCCCAACGACAUUGACCGGCUACUCGAGAGGCACGGCCUGGCCAAGGCCAAGGAGGGCGAGGCGGCAGCGACGGGCGCAUCAGCGACGGCCGCGGCGACGCCGGGCGACGCCAUGGCCAUCGACUCGUAG
Pseudozyma flocculosa PF-1 is the source of this 819-nucleotide messenger RNA. RefSeq lists its product as uncharacterized. Gene Ontology annotation, cellular component: proteasome core complex; proteasome core complex, alpha-subunit complex; nucleus. The record is from RefSeq and is a predicted model, not a curated record. Gene Ontology annotation, biological process: ubiquitin-dependent protein catabolic process. The transcript is spliced from 2 exons. The coding region runs from base 1 to 819 and encodes 272 amino acids. Lineage: Eukaryota; Fungi; Basidiomycota; Ustilaginomycetes; Ustilaginales; Ustilaginaceae.